This is a messenger RNA of Larimichthys crocea (large yellow croaker), 3341 nucleotides long. Its product is annotated as ATP-dependent RNA helicase DDX19B. NCBI's taxonomy places the organism in Eukaryota, Metazoa, Chordata, Actinopteri, Sciaenidae. The record is from RefSeq and is a predicted model, not a curated record. Gene Ontology annotation, molecular function: RNA helicase activity; ATP binding; nucleic acid binding. The coding region runs from base 172 to 1638 and encodes 488 amino acids. The transcript is spliced from 12 exons.
UAUGCAUCCUACCCGGACAUGUAAGCGGUUGCACAGGUGCCCAGACUCGGUCUCGGCACGCCAUUGUGGGGAAUAGUUACUUUCACAUUAUUUGACUCCUGACUUUGAGCUCGCUUGAGUCGAGUUAUCCUUUGUGAAACAACAACAACAAAAAGAAGAAACUGCUCCACAAUGGCCACGGACUCCUGGGCGCAGGCGGUGGACGAGCAGGAAGCCGCGGCGGAAUCGAUCGGCAACCUUCAAAUCAAAGAGAAACGUGAGGAAAAUGGCACGACCUCAAACGCGACAGACUCCAGCAGUGCAGCUGCAAAGUCAGAAGCUGACGGAGACAGUAAGACCACAGAUGACGAUGACAAAGAGGACAAAGCGGCACAGUCAUUGUUAAACAAGCUGAUACGAAAUAAUCUCGUCAAUAACACUAAUCAAGUGGAAGUCCUUCAGAAGGAUCCCAACUCUCCGCUCUACUCCGUCAAGUCCUUUGAAGAGUUACGACUCAAACCACAGCUGCUUCAGGGUGUUUAUGGCAUGGGGUUCAACCGGCCAUCCAAAAUCCAGGAGACCGCCUUACCCAUGAUGCUGGCCGAACCUCCACAGAAUCUGAUUGCCCAGUCGCAGUCAGGAACAGGGAAAACAGCUGCCUUUGUCCUGGCCAUGCUCAGUCAUGUAGACCCCAACAACAAAUAUCCCCAGUGCCUCUGUGUGUCACCCACGUAUGAACUGGCCCUUCAAACUGGCAAGGUAAUCGAGCAGAUGGGCAAACACUAUCCUGAGGUCAGACUAGUCUACGCCAUCAGAGGAAAUAAAUUGCAGCGGGGCAUGAAGCUGCAGGAACAGAUAGUUAUUGGCACACCUGGUACCAUGCUGGACUGGUGUGCUAAAUUCAAGUUCAUAGACCCCAAGAAGAUCAAGGUGUUUGUACUGGAUGAGGCCGACGUCAUGAUCGCCACACAGGGCCACCAGGACCAGAGCAUCCGCAUCCAGAGGAUGCUGCCCAAAAACUGCCAGAUGUUGCUGUUCUCUGCCACGUUUGAAGAGACCGUGUGGAACUUUGCCCAGCGCAUCGUGCCUGACCCCAACAUCAUCAAGCUGAAGCGAGAAGAGGAGACGCUGGACACCAUCAAGCAGUACUAUGUGUUGUGCAACAGCAGGGAGGAGAAGUUCCAAGCCCUCUGUAACGUCUACGGAGCCAUCACCAUCGCCCAGGCCAUGAUCUUCUGCCAUACAAGGAAAACUGCAGGCUGGCUGGCAGGGGAGCUGUCCAGAGAAGGUCACCAGGUGGCGCUGCUCAGCGGCGAGAUGCAGGUGGAGCAGAGGGCUGCUGUCAUCGACCGCUUCAGAGACGGCAAGGAAAAGGUCCUGGUCACCACAAACGUUUGUGCUCGAGGUAUUGAUGUUGAGCAGGUUUCUGUGGUGAUCAACUUUGACCUGCCGGUAGACAAGGACGGCAACCCAGACAACGAGACGUACCUGCACAGGAUCGGCCGCACAGGUCGAUUUGGCAAAAGGGGACUGGCCAUCAACAUGGUCGACAGCAGGAUGAGCAUGAACAUCCUCAACAAGAUCCAGGAGCAUUUCAGUAAGAAAAUUGAAAAACUAGACACAGAUGAUCUGGAUGAAAUCGAGAAAAUCGCCAGCUAAAGAGAGCGUCGUUAAUCGCAUGGACGCCGACCUGACUUCCCUCCCCCUCUUCGCUCUCCAAGGACUGUACGAUCCUACAGUGUUUUAUGCUUUUAUUUUUUUAGCCGUCAGAGAAAAAGAGAAAAACCACACAAAUACAGCAUAUGUUUACACGUGGAUAUGUCUCCUCUCAGACGAGUGUUUUGUAAGUCUCUGGAACAUACCCCAUUUCACUCUUUGUACCUCUUUGAAUAAAGUCUAUGAGUUUAUUGCUGUGUAUCGUGACGCUGCACAAACAGCUAUAGUGGACUCUGUUUUACUGAACACACAUGGAUUUUUAAAAAAACAAACACUUUCUGGUGUUGGCUAUAGUGGUGGCAUGAUACAAGCUACUCUAUUAAGAGAUUCACAAAUAACCUGAAUAGAUAAGUAGCCGUUUUCUGUGCCACAAAGUUUUUAAUUUUAAAAGGAACAAAGUAUAAUUGAAUGUAACUGUAUCAUGUAGACUUAUUACAGCAUUUAUUGUGCUCUGUAUUGACCAAAAGUACAAAGGGUGAAGUUGGGUAUGCUGCUCUGAGUGGUAGUUUAAUCAUUAAGAUUAUAAUAUUGAGACGGUGAUGGUUGGGUUUCAAGGGUCUAUGCAAACUUAUCAACCUGUGAUAGCUAUUAUCAAAUACUAUCAACCUGUAUUCACAUGACAGAAAUUAAUCCUCAAUUAACCUCAGCGUUAGCAUCAGGGUGUGUAGUCAAAUGCCAAAAAAAGGCUGCCUAGAGUGAUAAUACACAACUAACUCAUGUAGAUGUUUCUGUUUAGCCAGUGAUCAAUCAUCAGCCAACCACACAUCUCACACGCUUGUUAUUUAUAUCAUUUUAAGAACCGAUUACGGCCAUCAUCAGGACAGGCUCGGUGUCACUGCCGAGCGUUAAUCAUUAGUCUUCUUUUUCCUCCCAUCUGUCUCAUAAAAACUUCAUCUUUAUUCAAAAAUGUGGCCGUUAAAGGUCUGAUGUGAUCAGUUUCCCUUCGUGUCUCACUGUCCCACACAAUCUUUUCAAUCAGGGUCUCCAGUUUGACUUAAACUCAGCUACAUUCUUCACCCAGACUGUGCUGUUAUUAAGGAUUGUGAGUUUUAAAAAAAUAUAUAUAUAUACGCAAUGCCUUCCUCAAGUGCAUUAUAUCUACAUAUGAUUUUGUUACUGGUAGACAUUGGGCUUAAUAUUCUGACUAACACUUGAAAUUUUGACUAUAUAUUGAAUUAUGGGCGUCUUUUAGGAUGUGUGAAUUAUCUUCUUGAAACCAAAUGCUGAAUUGACUUGAGGACCUAUGCCAAUCAGAUUCACUGUGUUGCUCCAACAUGGUUGUGUGGAUAGAAAACAUGUACUUGUGUACAUAUUUAAAAAAAAAAAAAAAUUAGGUCAAAGACAUAGUGUGACUGAAUUAUGGACACUUCUAAGAAGUGCAAAAACAUUCCUCAUGAGGCUCAAUUUUGACAGAUGCAGCACUUCGAACACAGUGAGCCUAAAUCAGUUAACCUUGCAUCAGUGGGUGACUGUACGAAAAUUCUGGAAACGGUGCGAUGUCUGGUGUAUUUGAUCAACACGCUGGAACGUUAAGGGCGGUGAUUGGUCAGUCUGAACCUUGUAUAAACCUCAUCUGGCUGCCACCAAGCACUAGAAAGACUUGCUGGUGGUAGUCUGCUUUUAAUGGACUGUUUACAGACAACUUG